GAAGACGACGCCUGCUGCGCCCCGCCAAGGGUGACAGGGGAGGAAAGGAGUGAGGAAGCAAGGGGGAAAGGGAUCAUACUAGGAGAAAGGAAAGGGCACGAGGGAAGGAAGCGAAGGGGAGGGUAGAGGAGGAGGAGGGGGAGAGAGAGAGAGAGAGAGGGGCUGGCUGGCUUGUGGAUGUAGCUCUAGCUGUGAGCCGGGGGGUGAGCUACCUAGCCCGGGCUGCUCUGCCGAAACAUCCAUGGGUGGCUGUGUCGGGAGCCACCACGACUCCUCGGGCAGCUUAAACGAGAACUCGGACGGCACUGGAGUGGCUCUAGGGCGUAACCAGCCCCUGAAGAGAGAGCGGCCUAAAUGGAAAAGUGACUACCCGAUGACUGAAGGCCAGCUGCGCAGCAAGAGAGAUGAGUUCUGGGAUACGGCGCCAGCAUUCGAGGGCAGGAAGGAGAUCUGGGAUGCGCUGCGGGCUGCUGCCAGCGCCUUUGAGAGCAAUGACCACCUGCUGGCCCAGGCCAUCCUUGAUGGGGCCAGCAUCACACUGCCGCAUGGAGCUCUGACAGAAUGUUAUGAUGAACUGGGGAAUCGAUACCAGCUGCCAGUCUACUGCCUCUCUCCUCCCGUCAACAUGAUUGAAGAGCGCUCUGAAGAGCUCGAUGGUUCGGAUCCAGACUCCGGGGCCGCAGACCCAUCCACGGGCAGCGUUGGCGACCCAGGCUCAGGAGGGGAGUGCCAGCUUCGGCUCCGGCUCUCCACGGGCCGCGACAUCCGGCUGGUGGUCCGUUCCACAGACACCGUGGGCGUGAUGAAACGUCGCUUACAAAGUCAUGAGGGCGUGCCUGCUGCAACCCAACGCUGGUUUUUCUCAGGUCGGCCACUGACAGACAGGCUGCGCUUGGACCAACUCAACAUCUCCAGGGACUAUGUAGUGCAAGUCAUUCUCAGCCAGCCACCACCACCAGAGCCGGUAUCAACACCGGGACACACACCAGAGGCCUCCGGGCCAGUGGCUGUGGAAGGAGUGGCUGCAAUGCCACAAGAACCCACGCCAGUGGAGAACUAAUUCCCCCUCACCUACAGCCCGGAGGCAGAAGUAUAAAAAGAGGACAACAAGGGAGACACAAGAAUUCUAAUUGAUUUGCACUCUUCUCUUCUCCUCUCUCUUUAUUUUUGCAGAGAAGGGCUUUGUUUGGGCAGGGUCAGCUGUCUGCCGGAGCUAAAGGACUCUUGCAUUGAGAAAAGACUCUUCCUUUUGGUUUUACACGUUGAAAUUUUGACAUUUUUGAAGUCUUUUUAACUGUUCCUAUGGAAACCAAACAACAAAAUGAGACCUUUGUCAGGUGGCUUAAGGGGUUUUCUUAGCAACACUGAUGUUUAAAUGUUUCUGUUUCAGUUUCCAUUCAAGUUCUGCUCUCUGAAGCUUGGUCGGCAGAAUUCUCUUUCUGAGGCUACAGGGUUAUACACACAUUUUCAACACGAUCAGUUUAGAAAGAGAGGAUUGAAGAUGAACAUCCCCCAAACAUGACCAAACAUGACAGUUAUUCAGGCAAUUAUUCUUAAUUCUAUGUUUAUCAAAACAAGAACUUCCUCUCUGGGGGAUUCCGUCAGUAUGCUAACAGCUGUAAAGAAAGGUUUGUAUUGUGUAUGUGUGAGGUUGCAGUCAGGGGGCACAACAGUAUUUUACCAAACUGCCGCUGUAUUAGAUGCUUUACUUCACUUUGCUUCACAAAACAAUCGGAACAAUCAGUGUGUGUGUGUGCGUGUGUGUGUGCGUGUGCGUGUGUGUGUGUGUGUGCACUUAUGUUCAAGACACAACCACCUGUAUUCAUAUGGCAAAACGAUGGAACAGAAACACAGUUGCAUAUUUUGAUGAAAAAUAGGUUUUUAAUUAAAAUUGAUCAUUGUUUCUAUU
Messenger RNA from Larimichthys crocea (large yellow croaker), 1909 nucleotides. It is a transcript of the gene ubtd2, whose product is annotated as ubiquitin domain containing 2. The record is from RefSeq and is a predicted model, not a curated record. The transcript is spliced from 3 exons. Bases 242 to 1060 code for a protein of 272 amino acids. Gene Ontology annotation, molecular function: protein binding. NCBI's taxonomy places the organism in Eukaryota, Metazoa, Chordata, Actinopteri, Sciaenidae.